AUGAGUGAGAUUUUGCUUUUGUUCGCGAAAGUGCCGCGAGGCCUGAACCACAAUCCAACCGAACGAUCUGCGUUCGCUGAUUUAGCGUCCUCACAGCCCACCUGGUGGGACUGUGAGCCUGAAUCGAAAUCUAGUCUAGACGAAGUCGGAGCCCAGUAUAGUUCUACUGCUGGAACCGUUUCUGAGAAUUUGGAAUUCCUGUUCGACGAGGGAUUGUCGUUCUUCUCGGAUUUAUCAGAGCAGAGUCAAGAGCUCUCAAACGAGAAUUUACUCUCAGCUUAUAAUUUGACAGGGCCACCGAGUACUCUGGCCUUGAAUGGGUCGGCAGCGAACGAGGUCGACGUUUUCGUCAAGGCAACGUUUCCGUUGAUCCAGCCUGGGAACGCCAUCGAGAUUCAGUUUGGCAACUACCAACUCUCAAAUGCCAACCAGAGGGCAAAAGUGGCCAACGGAUAUCCCCGUAACAAUUUCCACUCGUCCAACGUUGAACUCGCAGCCUAG
Molecule: messenger RNA, 501 nt
Organism: Wickerhamiella sorbophila
Lineage: Eukaryota; Fungi; Ascomycota; Dipodascomycetes; Dipodascales; Trichomonascaceae
Exons: 2
Coding region: 1-501 (166 amino acids)
Source: RefSeq, a predicted model, not a curated record